Messenger RNA from Nycticebus coucang (slow loris), 2321 nucleotides. It is a transcript of the gene MTIF2, whose product is annotated as mitochondrial translational initiation factor 2. Gene Ontology annotation, molecular function: GTPase activity; translation initiation factor activity; GTP binding. The transcript has 14 exons. Lineage: Eukaryota; Metazoa; Chordata; Mammalia; Primates; Lorisidae. The record is from RefSeq and is a predicted model, not a curated record. The coding region runs from base 85 to 2301 and encodes 738 amino acids. Gene Ontology annotation, biological process: translational initiation.
ACAGGAUCUGGCUUUGUCACCUGGGCUGGAGUACAGUGGCAGCAAUUAGACCUCAUUGCAGCUGCAAACUCCAGGGCUCAAGGGAUGCUUCUGCCCCAUCUGGACUACAGGAGAAACAUGAACCAGAAGCUACUAAAGUUGGAGAACUUGCUACGAUUUCACACUAUUGGUAGGGAGCUGCACAGCCUGGGUCAGAGAAGAACAUUAGCACAGUGGAGGCAUGGAUUUUCGCCUGCUUGCCCAAUGUGGACAGCUCCACUGUGUGCCCGACCCUUGCAGAUAGACGUGCUCAUCGGGGCUACUUUAUUUCAAUAUAGGCUUCUAGGAACAAAGAAGGAAAAAAGACCAUGGAAAUCUCAGUUAUCUUCAACAAAAUCUAAAAAGGAGGUGGAAGUAUGGAUUGGAAUGACUGUUGAAGAGCUGGCCCAGGCAAUGGAAAAAAACACGGAUUAUAUAUAUGAAGCUUUAUUGAACACUGCUAUUGAUGUAGAUGCACUAGAAGCAGACUCACAUUUAGAUGAAGUCUGGAUCAAAGAAGUGCUAAAGAAGGCAGGGAUGAAGUUAAAAUGGAGCAAAUUAAAACAAGACAAAGUCAGAGAAAAUAAAGAUGCUGUAAGAAGGCCCCAGGCAGAUCCAGCUUUAUUAACCCCAAGGUCCCCAGUUGUUACUAUAAUGGGCCAUGUUGAUCAUGGGAAAACGACGUUACUUGACAAACUUCGAAAAACUCAAGUGGCAGCAAUGGAAGCUGGAGGCAUCACUCAGCACAUUGGUGCCUUUCUUGUCUCUCUGCCUUCUGGGGAAAAGAUAACUUUUCUUGAUACUCCAGGACACGCUGCCUUCUCAGCAAUGAGAGCCAGAGGUGCUCAGGUCACUGACAUUGUCAUAUUGGUUGUAGCUGCAGAUGAUGGCGUGAUGAAACAAACUGUAGAAUCUAUUCAGCAUGCAAAAGAUGCUCAAGUUCCUAUUGUGCUUGCUAUAAACAAAUGUGACAAAGCUGAGGCUGACCCUGAAAACGUGAAAAAAGAGCUGCUGGCUUAUGACGUGGUGUGUGAAGAUUAUGGAGGUGAUGUUCAAGCAGUGCACAUCUCUGCACUUACGGGUGAGAAUCUGAUGGCUUUGGCAGAAGCAACAAUUGCUCUCGCAGAGAUAUUGGAAUUGAAAGCCGAUCCCACUGGUCCUGUGGAAGGAACAGUAAUAGAGUCUUUCACAGACAAAGGAAGAGGUCCUGUUACUACAGCUAUAAUUCAAAGAGGAACUCUGAGGAAAGGCUCAGUUCUGGUUGCUGGAAAGUGUUGGGCAAAAGUGCGUUUAAUAUUUGAUGAAAAUGGAAAAAUAAUCAACGAGGCCUAUCCCAGCAUGCCAGUGGGAAUUAUAGGCUGGAGAAACCUUCCUUCUGCAGGAGAUGAAAUUCUUGAAGUAGAAUCUGAGCCAAGGGCACGUGAAGUUGUUGACUGGAGGAUAUAUGAACAAGAACAGGAGAAAAAUAAAGAGGAUCUGAAAACAAUAGAAGAAAAGCGAAAGGAACACCAAGAAGCACAUCAGCAAGCCCGGGAGAAGUAUGGCACUUUGCACUGGAAGGAGAGAUCAUUUAUAAAGUAUCUAGAGAGAAAAGAACAAAAGCCCUUAAAGCCAAAAGAGAAAAUAGAAAGAGAUUCAAAUAUACUUCCUGUAAUAAUUAAAGGUGAUGUUGAUGGCUCUGUUGAGGCCAUUUUGAACCUUAUGGAUACCUACGAUGCUUCACACGAGUGUGAACUGGAUUUAGUACAUUUUGGAGUGGGUGAUGUUAGUGAAAAUGAUGUUAACCUUGCUGAAACAUUUGAUGGUGUUAUAUAUGGCUUUAAUGUGAAUGCAGACAAUGUUAUCCAGAAGUCCGCUGAGAAAAAGGGAGUAAAAAUUAAACUUCACAAAAUCAUUUACCGUCUUGUUGAAGAUUUGCAGGAGGAAUUGAGCAGUAGAUUGCCCUGCAUUGUGGAAGAACACCCAGUAGGUGAGGCUUCUAUACUAGCUACUUUCUCUGUAACGGAAGGGAAGAAGAAAGUUCCUGUGGCUGGCUGCAGAGUACAAAAGGGACAGUUUGAAAAACAAAAAAAAUUUAAAUUGAUCCGUAACGGACAUGUUAUUUGGAAGGGUUCAUUAACUUCACUGAAACACCACAAAGAUGACGUUUCAGUCAUCAAAACUGGAAUAGAUUGUGGUCUCAGUUUAGAUGAAGACGAGAUAGACUUUAAAGUAGGAGAUGAAAUUGUUUGUUAUGAAGAAAAGCAAGUUCCAGCCAAAACUUCUUGGGAUCCAGGAUUUUAAGAUACAUUUAAAAAUGUGAA